Messenger RNA from Alosa sapidissima (American shad), 2441 nucleotides. It is a transcript of the gene dph6, whose product is annotated as diphthamine biosynthesis 6. The record is from RefSeq and is a predicted model, not a curated record. Gene Ontology annotation, biological process: protein histidyl modification to diphthamide. Gene Ontology annotation, molecular function: diphthine-ammonia ligase activity. NCBI's taxonomy places the organism in Eukaryota, Metazoa, Chordata, Actinopteri, Clupeiformes, Clupeidae. Bases 144 to 2240 code for a protein of 698 amino acids. The transcript has 15 exons.
CGUUGUUCUGUGGGGAGUGUUUACAAUUCAGUCUGACAACCGGCGUGUACUGCCGUUUUCGCCGGAUUAUUUAGGGAGGGCUCUUUUUUAAAACGUUCCCCGAGUACUGUACUUGUCUCAAAUGAAAAUCUUCAUUACAGAAAAUGAAGGUUGUUGCGCUAAUAAGUGGUGGGAAGGACAGCUGCUACAAUAUGAUGCAGUGUGUUGCUGCAGGACAUACAAUAGUGGCUCUUGCCAACCUGCGACCAGUUAAAAACACAGAUGAGUUGGACAGUUACAUGUACCAGACUGUAGGUCAUGAGGCCAUUGACCUCUAUGCUGAGGCCAUGGAUCUUCCUCUGUAUAGACGCACCAUCGAGGGAUCAAGUCUAGACACCGGGAGGGAGUAUAGUCAACGAGAAGGCGAUGAGGUGGAGGAUCUCUACCACCUACUGAAGCUGGUCAAGGAAAAGGAGAGUGUGGAAGCGGUGUCUGUCGGGGCCAUUCUGUCUGACUACCAGCGGGUUCGAGUGGAAAAUGUGUGCGCUCGGCUCCAGCUCCAGCCGCUGGCCUACCUGUGGCGCCGGGACCAGGAGUCGCUGCUCUCCGAGAUGAUAUCGCGUGGCAUCCACGCCCUCCUCAUCAAAGUGGCCGCCGUCGGCCUGGACCCUGAGAAGCAUUUAGGGAAGUCUUUGGCGGAGAUGGAACCUCAUCUGAAACAGCUCUCUCAGAAGUAUGGAGUGCACAUUUGUGGGGAAGGGGGUGAAUACGAGACCUUCACAACCGAUUGCCCUCUCUUCAAGAAAAAGAUUGUCGUUGAUGCCAUGGAGACGGUGAUCCACUCGGCAGACGCCUUUGCGCCGGUCGGCUACCUGCGCCUCACUCAGAUGCACAUCGAGGACAAAGGCCAGGGCCCCACAGCGAGUCCUCUGCCCCUCGGUACUUGUCCUUGCCAAAGCGCCAUUGACAAGAUGACUGAGGAGGCGGAAUAUGCUGAUAAAACCCAAGCCAUCCAGGAAGAAUUUACAUCAAACAGCGACCUUAGUUGUCAGCGGGGUCAUGAGCCCAUGCUCGCCUGCUCUCCCCGCAGUGUGGCAGGCUACCAGUGGUUGGCUGGCAUCUCUGGUGCGCACGGCGAACAAGAGGAGGAGUGCAGCAGAAUCCAAGCCCAGACCAAGCAGGCUUUCACCAGGCUGCAAGACGAGCUGCAGAGGGGAGGCUGGAAGAUGAAGGAUAUUGUCCUAGUGCACCUCUAUGUCAGAGACAUGGCCGACUUCAAGGAGCUGAACAGCGUCUACGUGUCUCACUUCGGCUCCAAUCCUCCCGCCAGGGUGUGUGUGGAGGCCCCUCUGCCUGCGGGACACCUCCUGCAGAUGGACUGCCUCCUCCAUGCUUGGACUCAGCCUCCCGCAGAGGGCUGCUUCCAGUCCAGGGAGGCCAUGCACGUCCAGAGCCUGUCCCACUGGGCCCCCGCCAACAUCGGGCCCUACAGCCAGGCCGUCAGGGUGGACGAGGCAGCCUUCUGCGCCGGGCAGAUCGCACUGGUCCCCUGCAGCAUGCAGCUGGUGGCGGGGGGAGCGGCGCGGCAGGCCCAGCUGUGCUUCGGCCACAUGGCACGCGUGCUGGAGGCACUGAGCUCCAGCCUCACGCUGCACCAUGCCCUGCAGGCCCACUGCUACGUCACCCAGCCCGGGCACAUACCCGCCGCCAAGGCCGUCUGGCAGAGAAUGCUGGGGCACGCCGAGGAGGACAGUUAUGAGGAGCCAGAGAUGCAUUGUGGGCCGCUGGUGGUGGCCGUGGUGCCCUCUCUGCCCCGUGGAGCCGCCGUGGAGCUGCACGUCAUGGCGGUCCAGGAUGAGCCCGCCGAGCGGACCUUUUCCCAGACCACCACCCGGUUGCCCGGUGCCAUCCUCUCAAGUCAACUCAUGCAGGCCGGCAAUGGUCACUGUGCCACUCUAUCCCUGUCCGUGAGCACGGGCACCUUGGGUUUAGACUCCACCAAGUUGGAGCCAGGGGUCGUUCUUGGAGCCCUCGGCAGUGCUUUUCUGGACUCUGUGAAGAAACUGGACCAGCAGCUCUCUCCGCUGUGCUGCAGGGGAUUCUACAAGCUCAGCAAUGCUGUAGGCCAACAGCUGGCUACAGGUCUGGAAGAAUGCUUGAAGCAGUCUCUUGGCCAAGUGAGUCCAGCUGUGGUCCUGGUUCCGGUUCUGGAUCUGCCAGACGGAGCAGUUCUCCACCUGUCGUGUUGGCUCAGUACGUAGAGGACUCCUGACUAAGCUCCACACUCGAGUCACACACACAUCAGGAUUCCUCCUUCUUCAUGAGCCUGAUGUGAGGAGACUUCUGCUCCCAUUCUACACCCAUCAAUAAACUGCAUUUUUUUUAUUAUCAUUCUGUUGGAGUUAACUCAUCACAACACAAAUAUAUGAUAUACACAUGGGAAUUGUUUUUUUAAUAAUAAA